CUUCCAUAAAACAGCACUAUUCUCUCUGCUCGGGUGGAUGUGGCCCAGGAAAAGUGCGCUAUGUCUACCAGGGCUUUACGGAGGCUGAAGGGGAAGCAGCGGGGUCAGGAGGAGCUGGACUUUGGGGGGAUGACUCUGGGCGACAGGCCGGAGGAGCGGGCUGAGGCUGAGGAGGAGGAGGAAGAGGAGGAGGAGGAGGGGCAGAUCGAAGCGGCUGUUGUCGUUCCUACGUCCAAAGGCAGCGGCAGAAAAGCCAAGAAAAACAAGGCUCAGAAAAACUUCAGCAACAUCUACGAGCUGAUAUGUGAUGCAGACGAGACUGAAAAACACUCACCCGAAGAAGAGGCAGAGAAACCUGACAGAAAUACAAAUGGAACAGGAAAUAACAAAGAAACUGACAAAACAGAUCAAAAUCAUGAAGCAUUUGCCAAGCCCUCAUCUGGAGACAAAGUCAAAAAGAAGAAGAAGAAGAAGAAGAAAGUGGCAUCAGAAGAAGGACAGAAGGCCGCGCCUGGUGAUGACAUUGACUUGUUGCUGGAGAACCUGGAGCAAUCCACUGGUCUGAGUCUGCAAAAUGAAGGUUGCGGAGGUUCUGACAGAAGAUCUGUGCUUCAUGUGGAGCACAGGAAUCUGAACCCGGAGACGGAGCUCAAGAGAUACUUUGGUGCUCGGGCUGUCCUUGGGGAUCAAAGACCUCGACAGAGAAACAGACAGUUCCAUCGGACCACUUGGAUGACCAACCCGAAAGACAGCUGGCCUCGUUUCAGCCGCCCAGGGAUUUCAAUGGCGUUGCUGGAGACAAAAGAUGGCAUUCAUUACUUUACCUUUGAGCACGGUCGGGAGUACCAGCAAGUACAGUUCAAGUUCCUGGAUGCUGUGGAGUCCAUGGAUCCCAACAACAUUGUGGCUCUGCUUCAGCUGAAUCCCUACCACAUUGACUCCUUGCUGCAGCUCUCUGACGUCUGCCGCAUCCAGGAGGACCAGGAAAUGGCUCGAGACCUCAUCGAACGGGCCUUGUACAGCUUUGAGUGUGCCUUUCAUCCUUUAUUCAGUCUGACAUCGGGCACAAGCAGGCUGGAUUAUCUGAGGCCGGAGAACAGAGCGUUUUAUCUGGCGCUUUAUAAGCACAUGAUGUUCCUGGAGAAGAGAGGAUGUCCACGGACGGCUUUGGAAUACUGCAAGUUGAUCCUGAGCUUGGACCCCGACUCGGACCCGCUCUGCAUGCUGCUGCUCAUCGACUUCCUGACGCUGCGCUCCAGAGAGUACCAGUCCCUCCUGCAGCUCUACCAGGACUGGGAGGAGCACCGAAAUCUGUCUCAGCUUCCAAACUUUGCGUUCUCCACUGCACUUUGCCACUUUCAUCUCAGCCAGCAGGACGACGCGGAUCCUGAAGAAAGCAGCAAACAGAGAAGCAAUGCCGACCAGAUGCUGCAACAUGCUCUCAUCAUGUUUCCUGGAGUCUUGACGCCCUUACUGGACCUGUGUACUGUGCAAGCAGAUGCUGCAGUGACGUCACACAGCUUCUUCGGCCCAAAGAGUCAGCUGGGGCAGCCGCCUGCUUUGGCCCAGCUGACCGCUCUCUAUGUGGGAAGGACGUACAACUUGUGGAGGGAAGCGCCAGUCAUGCUCUGGCUGGAGGAGUCGGUGAAGGAGGUGCUCCGCAGAGUGGACGCUGCAGACCCUCUCGUGGAGGAAUGCCAAAACAAGAGGAAGCAGAGGUACCAGAGUGCACCGAGGAACAUCCAUCGCCACGUCCUCCUGUCUGAGAUCAAAGAGGCGACUUCAAGUCUGCCUCUGGAGGUGACCACUCAGCCCGUCAUGGGUUUUGACCCCCUGCCUCCUCUGGACUCGGUGUCGUCGUAUUCUCGACCAGAGAGGCUGCACGUGGGGGCGUCCAACGAGAGCACGUUAUCCCUGUUCUUCCGGUCUUUGCUUCCAAACUUCAACCUUCAGGGCGGGCCGCGGCAGGACGACGACAUGGAGGUGGCUCGAGCUGGGCAGGAGCUGAACCAGGAGGUGAAUCGCCUGAUGGUGGCCAUGCGGGACAUGCUGGCCAACAUCCGGUUCCAGGAGCCGCCCAGGGAAGACAACCCCUACAGAGAUGAAGAGGAGUGGGACUGAAAGUGAAGGCAGGCGGAGGUUGGAUGAAGAGUCAAUCAGAUUUAAAAUGAUAAUAAUAAUAAAUGUAUAAUAAAGUGGAGGUAGAGUGGGAGACAGCUGAGAAGUAUUUUUAUUUGUCAGAACGUUAACGUUUCUUUACUUCAGGGGUGACUGGAUCAGCGUCAACAUGGGGAAUGUUCCUUCAGUGGCAGAAAGCAGGUUUUGAGAUGAACCGGUCAGGCUGACGCCGUUACUUACAGUAAAGUAGAAACAAGCAGCCGCUGUGCUGUUCGAAUCUCUGCACCGGCUGAAGGAAACGCUUCAAACACUUCCUUUCUUCACUUGAUUUUCUGUUUUACGCGUUCAGAAAUGAUCUUGGCUGACAAUAAAUUUUAAUAAUUUUGCCAACAGAUUUUGUUGUCAAUAACUCGCAGUACUUCACCUCAAACAAUUGAUCAGAUAAUGAAUUCAGCAUCUCAAAGUUCGUCUUGCAGAGGCUGUAAAGCGCAGGGGUUAAAAAGUCUUACAUUUUUAGGCUGAGCUGUGACAUUGCUUCAGGUGAUUAUGAAAAUAUUUUAUUAUGGAAUUGGUUCAGCAUUUGUAAUCCCUUCAUUUGUGGGUUUUCUAAUUAAAUGUGAGCCUCUUCAUCGAGUCAAGUCCUCCAUGUCAGGGUUCUUCUUUCAGUACAAAUUGACUCAUUGAUUUUGUGGCCCGCUGUGGAAAUACAUUCUUUCCGACAUCCAGAAGAACUUGUGUGGGUUUUUAUUUUAUAUUACAUGUUUUGUUUUUUGGGUUUUUUUUUUUUUUUUUGCAGGAAUGCUGCAACCAGAUUUAUCUCAUUCAAACUGCACAGGAAUGCUUUUAAAAAUGUGGGUAAAAAAAAAAAAAAAAAAUCAUGUUUGUGAAACAUUUUGAUAAAUUACCCCGAAAAUGAACCUUGAUACCAAACAAUAAUAUUUCUC
This is a messenger RNA of Salarias fasciatus (jewelled blenny), 3062 nucleotides long. RefSeq names its product TCF25 ribosome quality control complex subunit (gene tcf25). Lineage: Eukaryota; Metazoa; Chordata; Actinopteri; Blenniiformes; Blenniidae. The record is from RefSeq and is a predicted model, not a curated record. Gene Ontology annotation, molecular function: protein binding. Gene Ontology annotation, cellular component: RQC complex. The transcript has 18 exons. Bases 61 to 2121 code for a protein of 686 amino acids.